CUUCUGUCCAUGGUUAUGAGGCCCCAUCAUAUGAUUGUGGAUGUGGGGAUCAGGCUUCUUUUCCUGGUGGUUGGGUUUUUCAUGAGCAGCUCAGCUCAGUCAGUUGAAGAAUGCAGGCCUCUGGUCACACCUCUUCCUACUUUCGAACCGAGUUAUGGAAAGUGGAUCUUCAUCAUGGGUUGGAUUGAUAGUGAACCAUUUAAAGUAUUGUUCAGAUCAGCAAAGAGCCUGUGGGUUCAUUUCCGUGAGACACCGGGACAACCCAAGGAACUUGUUGAGGAUGUUGGGAUCAGGCAUCCUACAUAUUGCAAGUAUGGAUCAUCCCCUGUAACUCUUCAUAUGAACACUGCAGUAACUGACAAGACAAACUUCAGCUGCACAUAUCACUCUCUUCCAACCUGUGAGGGAUGUCUGCUGUAUACCGUCCACAGCAGAAACAACAAUAAUUUACUUCCAAUUAUGAACAUCACCAACCCCACAACAAUUCAUGAGGUCAAAGGCUAUCGAGCUUUUUACCUGAUGGCUAGAGAAAACCACGUCAAGCAUUAUGAACUGGUACGUACCAUGAAGCAAGCCAAGUGUCUUGGUUUCACAGGAGAACCAGACUUCAUCUAUGACCCAGAGAAUACGUUGUGUAUUAAAGGAAAAGAAAAAUGAAGACAAUAGAAGCCCAUCUUAAGCUGAACUAAACUGAAAUGUUGGAAGUAAAUAAAUAGUCUUAAAACAUUA
Molecule: messenger RNA, 729 nt
Organism: Labrus mixtus (cuckoo wrasse)
Lineage: Eukaryota; Metazoa; Chordata; Actinopteri; Labriformes; Labridae
Exons: 7
Coding region: 10-657 (215 amino acids)
Source: RefSeq, a predicted model, not a curated record